UCGACUUCCCCGUUGUGUACGGCAGCGACGGCCACCCCGAGGCAUAUACCAUCAUCGGCACCUGCGAGGACUAGAGGUCUCCCUGCUCUUUCUCUGCUUCUCUACGGACCACCAUGUCUGAGUACAACACGCCGCCUCCGGAAGCGCGCCCGCAGCCGCACCCCUACCUGCACGAGCCGCUGCUAUACAUCUCGGGAUUGCCACCAUACGUGAGAGACGAAGACCUCGCAGUCGCGUUCCAGACCUGCGCGCCGUUCCGGCCCAACAUCCUGCGCGACGGCUCGAACAAGCCUCUGUCGGGGACGAUCGAAUUCAAGUAUCUGGAGAAAGCGGAGAAGGCCCUUGCAACGUUGCAAGGCCGGCACAUUCCGAACCUGCUGCAACCCGCACUGCUCACGUUGUCGCCAUAUCCCUCUACAACACCUCCAACGCCCCUCCCGCCACCAUCUGCGUCGCCUCGUCUUGUGAAGCAGCUUCCUCCUGGCUACACCGACUCGCAGCUCUACGAUCUCUUCCGUUCGUUCGGUGCUCUCGCCUCCGUACGAACUCAGUCACCCUUCGGACCGGACACUGGUGUGGUCGAGUUCUGGAGGGAAGAAGAUGCGCGCGAAGCAGAGGAGGCGAUGCACUGCGCGGAUGUCGAGGGCCAGAACAUCGUCGUGCAAAUAUACCAGCCGCGUCGCGCCGGCGCCGCGAUGAGCGAGUUCAGCCCGAACGCACCGUCGUUCGUUCCCACUGGCUCGGUAUUCCCGUACCCUGCCCAGUACUCACCUCCGCGGCAAUCGCCUUACCCUUCGCGCCCCUUGUUCUUGCAUGGCCCCGGACAGCAGGUUCAACUAGCGCCUUUAUCUGGUCCAGGAUCCACGAGCCAUAGUGGACUCAUCGACCCUUGCAACCUGUUCAUCAAAAAUCUCGAUACCUCCAUCGACUCGAACGGUCUGUUCUCUCAUUUCCGUCAGUUCGGGCAAAUUGUCAGCGCUCGCGUCAUGCGGAACGAAGGAGGCGAAAGUCGUGGGUUUGGUUUCGUCUCGUACCAAACGCCCGAUCAAGCUGCCGCUGCUCUGAACCAGAUGAAUGGUGUCGUGAUUGGGACGAAGUCUCUCGUGGUACGCCUACACGAGCCCAAGCAGCUCCGCCAAGAAAAGCUUGCCCAGCGGUUCGGCGGGCACAACGGCCACCCUCGUAGCAGCAGCGGCGCAACGAGCCCUACCGCCAGCGAGGCGGGCGAGAGCUACGCUGGAUGGCCGAGUCCGAGCAGCCAUCCCGCCGUGCUUGGCUCUCCUACUAUGGGUGGCCACCACGAACGUCACGAGCGGCCCGACAGAGCGCGCCGUAGCUCUGGGAGCUUCUUCCAUGCUGCACUCGCGGGUACGCUCAACCUGCCUAUGCGUUACGACGAUCUUUCUGCGCUCUCUCCCGUUGUUCGCAAGGAGGUGCUCACGGGCGAGCUGAGUAGGCGGAUCAAGAGCAUGGAUGUCGUGCGCUCCGAGGAGCUCGACACGGUCGUUCAGUCGAUCGUGGCGCUUUCGCUCAGUGAGGUCGUGCAGGGCAUCCAAGAUCCUAGCAAACUCUCGGAGCAGAUCCAGGCUGCUAAGAAGUCGCUUAACCCCGCGAAAGCAUCCAAAUCACCAUCGCCUUCGCCUGCAGGUUCUCAAGACUCUCGGCUUCUCGAUGCAUCAGCUCCCAACGCGACUGCUUCUGCGCCGGAUCACCCCUCGACGCCGCUUUCGAUGCCUGCUACCCUGUCUACCCCACCGCGGACCGAGUCGCCAUCCGGUUCGCUUGCUCCCCAGUCCGAGAAGGACCGGAUGUUCGCCGCAGUCAGCAAGCUCGAGUCGGCUCAGAUCGCAGAGCUCACGGAGCUGCUUAUGUCGCUGCCCAAGCGUGAGCGCGCAAUGUGCCUUUUCAAUGUCGAGGUGCUCCGCGCCAAGAUCGCAGACGCGAAGCUUGUGCUAGAGGUCGAGGACGAAGAGGAGCAGACCCCGGCCAUCUCGACCGUACCCGUGCCACAAACGCCGCAGGCACGCAAGGUUUCGGCGGCCUCGUUUGACUCCCCGCAGACGCCCGACCUGUCGUCGCGCGGCCCGAGCGUCGCUGCGAGCCCAACUCCCGCGACGCCCAGCGCACCCUCUUCGGCGGCGCAGGUGUACACAAUCGCGUCCCUCGCGCGUUUGCCUGCGUCGGAGAUUAUCCGUCUAGUCAACACGUCCUCGGUCACUGGCCUUCCGCUUCCGAAGGCGGACCCAAUGGUCGUGAAGGCGACGGACGAGUUCAUCGACAGUUUGCGCGACAAGCCCGUCAACCAGCAGAAGCAGCAGCUGGGUGACAAGCUUUGGCGUGUCGUGAAGGCAUUCGGUAUCAAGGGAGCACCCAAGAUCACCAUUGCACUCCUUGACCAAGACGAUCUCCGUCCCCUCGCCCACCUGAUGAACAGCUACCCAUCCGUGCUCAAGGAGAAGGCGCUCCUUGUGCAGGCCGCUCAAACGAAAUAAUGACCCAAUACCUCCGAAUGUUGCUCCCGUUGUCACUACCCGCACGUUGCUUCUAUCUCCGCCCGCGCCCCUAAUAUCCCCAUCUCUCGUUGCUCUGUCUUGCUUCCCCUUGGGCCCGUACCUCCAGGAUCACAUACCUCGCAAAGGAGGAGGAUCCGAUACGUCUCUUUUCACAAUCCCUGGACCCGUCAUUCCCGCCGUCCCGGAGGUCGCCGUCUAUACCGCCCCACAGUUACUGUCUCUCUCGCGGAAGGUCGCACUGGUUAUAUACCAAGGCUCGUCCCCAUCCCCGUCUCCCUCUCCAUCCCACAUUGUUUGCUCCUGCUGUCCACGCGCGCCGUCCGCUGCGCCCAC
This is a messenger RNA of Trametes versicolor FP-101664 SS1, 2846 nucleotides long. RefSeq lists its product as uncharacterized. The transcript is spliced from 10 exons. NCBI's taxonomy places the organism in Eukaryota, Fungi, Basidiomycota, Agaricomycetes, Polyporales, Polyporaceae. Gene Ontology annotation, molecular function: RNA binding. Bases 114 to 2492 code for a protein of 792 amino acids. The record is from RefSeq and is a predicted model, not a curated record.